Messenger RNA from Opisthocomus hoazin, 2403 nucleotides. The record is from RefSeq and is a predicted model, not a curated record. NCBI's taxonomy places the organism in Eukaryota, Metazoa, Chordata, Aves, Opisthocomiformes, Opisthocomidae.
AUGUUCUGCAAGUUUAUUUUGGAGAAAGAAAACUUCAUCUGCACUGGGACAGAUGAAGCAAUCUUUGAGUGUGACGAGUGCAGGAGCCUACAGUGCCAGCGUUGUGAGGAAGAGCUGCAUCAGCCGGAGAGGUUACGGCACCACGAGCGGACCCGUAUCAGACCCGGCCAUGUCCCGUACUGUGACUCGUGCAAAGGCGCCAACGGGAACAUAAUGCACGCCAGCACACCGGGCUCGAGGCAGAUCGCAGCGGUGAGGUGCCAGGUGUGCAAAAUCAACCUCUGUGUGGAGUGUCAGAAGAGAACACAUGCCGGGGGGAACAGAAGGAAGCACCCUGUCACCGUGUACCACGCUGGCAAAGCUCCAGAGCAGGAAGACGACGAGGGGAUGGAUGAGGAGACCAAGAGAAGGAAGAUGACAGAGAAAGUUGUGAGUUUCCUCUUGGUGGAUGAAACUGAGGAGAUUCAGGUAAGGAAUGAAGAAGAUUUUAUUAAGAAACUGGACUGCAGUCCUGACCAGCAUCUAAAGGUAGUGUCCAUCUUUGGGAACACGGGGGAUGGCAAGUCUCACACCCUUAACCACACUUUCUUCUAUGGCCGGGAAGUCUUCAAGACGUCUCCAGCCCAAGAGUCUUGCACAGUUGGAGUCUGGGCAGCCUAUGACCCAGUCCGCAAAGUGGUGGUAAUUGAUACAGAGGGCCUCCUGGGGGCCACUGUGAACCUGAGCCAGAGAACACGGCUGCUGCUGAAGGUCUUGGCCAUCUCUGACCUUGUCAUCUACCGUACUCGUGCUGACAGGCUCCACAAUGAUCUCUUCAAAUUCCUUGGUGAUGCCUCGGAGGCUUAUUUAAAACAUUUCACCAAGGAGCUAAAAGCUACCACAGCCCGCUGUGGCCUAGAUGUUCCUCUGUCAACUUUGGGUCCAGGUGUCAUCAUCUUUCACGAGACUGUGUACACCAAGCUACUGGGCUCUGAUCAUCCUUCUGAGGUUCCUGAGAAGCUCAUUCAGGAUCGGUUUCGGAAGCUGAGCUGUUUUCCUGAGGCGUUCAGCUCAAUCCACUACAAGGGAACAAGGACAUACAAUCCUCCAACAGAUUUCUCUGGACUUAGGCGAGCUGUGGAGCAGCAGCUGGAGAACAAUACCACUCGGUCACCUAGACAGCCUGGGGUUAUCUACAAAGCACUAAAAGCUCUAAGUGACCGGUUCAGUGGGGAGAUCCCCGAUGACCAGAUGGUUCACAGCUCUUUCUUUCCAGAUGAAUAUUUCACAUGCUCCUCUGUGUGCCUGAGCUGUGGGUGUGGCUGUAAGAAGAGCAUGAACCAUGCAAAGGAAGGAGUCCCUCAUGAAUCCAAAAGUCGAUGCCGAUAUUCUCACCAGUAUGAUAACAGAGUCUACACUUGCAAGGCCUGUUAUGAACGAGGGAUGGAGGUCAGCGUGGUGCCAAAAACCUCUGCUUCCACUGACUCCCCUUGGCUGGGCCUUGCCAAGUACGCCUGGUCAGGGUACGUGAUUGAGUGCCCCAACUGUGGAGUGGUGUACCGCAGCCGACAGUACUGGUUUGGCAACCAAGAUCCUGUGAACACUGUAGUGAGGACAGAAAUCGAGCAUGUCUGGCCAGGGACUGAUGGAUUUCUGAAAGACAACAACAAUGCAGCCCAGCGUUUGUUGGAUGGGAUGAAUUUCAUGGCACAAUCAGUUUCUGAACUUAGCCUGGGACCCACAAAAGCUGUGACCUCCUGGUUGACAGACCAGAUUGCCCCAGCUUACUGGAGACCCAACUCUCAGAUUCUGAGUUGUAAUAAGUGCAACACGCCUUUUAAAGAUAAUGACACUAAACAUCACUGCCGGGCCUGUGGAGAGGGCUUCUGCGAUGGCUGUUCUUCCAAGACCCGUCCAGUGCCUGAGCGAGGCUGGGGACCUGCACCAGUGCGCGUGUGUGACAACUGCUAUGAAAACAGGGGCAUCCAGUUAGAUGUGGCUGAGCUGCCUUCAGAUGAGGAAGGGGGGACACUUAUUGCCAGGAAGGUGGGGGAAGCUGUGCAGAACACUCUUGGAGCAGUGGUGACAGCCAUGGACAUUCCCUUAGGUCUGGUAAAAGAUGCUGCCCGACCUGCAUACUGGGUACCAGACCAUGAAAUCCUGCACUGCCACAACUGCCGGAAGGAAUUCAGCAUCAAACUCUCCAAACACCACUGUCGGGCCUGUGGCCAGGGAUUCUGUGACGAAUGCUCGCACGACCGCCGAGCGGUUCCCCUCCAGAUCUUUGCAAUUCCUUAUGUUCUCAGGGUUACAAAUGAAAAUAUCUGGUCUCCAUUUCACCUCUUAACCUGUUGCAGCCAGAAUGCAUGUUUCCAGUUUCUGGCCUCCUCUCGUGUUAUAUCCAUCUUGGAAUGCUGGGAAUGA